Medicago truncatula (barrel medic) is the source of this 2029-nucleotide messenger RNA. RefSeq names its product homeotic protein knotted-1. The transcript is spliced from 5 exons. Gene Ontology annotation, cellular component: nucleus. Bases 468 to 1607 code for a protein of 379 amino acids. Lineage: Eukaryota; Viridiplantae; Streptophyta; Magnoliopsida; Fabales; Fabaceae. Gene Ontology annotation, biological process: regulation of DNA-templated transcription. The record is from RefSeq and is a predicted model, not a curated record. Gene Ontology annotation, molecular function: DNA-binding transcription factor activity, RNA polymerase II-specific; DNA binding.
ACAAAGUCUUGUCAACCACCCCCAUCUCCAAGACAUUGCCGGUUUGGACUAAAGCCACCACUCUCUCCUCUCUCUCUAAUCUUUCUCUUCUUCGUACAACAACACAUCAUGUGAGAGUUUUGCUGGUUUCUACUUGCUCCACCCUGUCAAUGCCCAAAAUCUAUAAGCUCCAAUCAUCUUCACUCAUCUCUCAACCUCUUAAACUUUUGGCUUUUGAAACUUCUUGGACCCCUUCACCCCAACACACACAAAAUUACACUUGUGUUGUCCCUAAAUUUCAUUCAUUAUAUAAACAAUCUCAAAGAUGGUUUUCAUUAGGGUUUCAAUUAAGUUCUUGACCUUUCCAUAAUUUUUAUUACUCUAUAAAACAACAAAGUAGGGUUUUUUCAUUUUCCCUAUAUUUUGAGAAUUGAGUUGAGUGAGAGAGUUAAACAUAUAUGAUAUUUGGUUUCUUAAAUUUGAGUUAAAUGGAGGAAUACACUAAUAAUCCAAAUCCAAAUCCAAAUUCAAGGCCAAAUUUCUUAUACUCCAUUGCUAGUGGAAACAACCAACACCAACACCAACACAAUCAUCAACAUAAUCAGAUUCCAAUGAACAACUUUCAUGGAUCAGACAAUUGUUUUCAGUCUGAUCAAGUACAACAUCAACAACACUCUGCUGUGAAAACUGAAGCAAAUAGUACUUCACAACUUCACACUCCGAUUUUUCAUUACCCAGCUUUAAUGAGAACAAAUAUUAUUCCACACACCAAUAUUAUGCAUAACCAUCAUCAUCAAGGAGGAGGAGGGAGUCCAAGCAGUUCUAAUGUUGAAGCUGAAGCUAUAAAAGCCAAAAUCAUUGCUCAUCCUCAAUAUUCUAGUCUUUUACAAGCUUACAUGGAUUGUCAAAAGAUUGGAGCUCCACCGGAAGUGGUGGCUCGUUUGGUUGCGUCUAGGCAAGAAUUUGAAGCACGGCAAAGAUCUUCAGUUAACUCGAGAGAAACUUCUAAAGAUCCAGAACUAGACCAAUUCAUGGAAGCAUAUUAUGAUAUGCUUGUGAAGUAUAGAGAGGAAUUAACAAGGCCUAUACAAGAGGCUAUGGAUUUCAUGAGAAGAAUAGAAACACAGCUAAAUACACUUUGCAAUGGACCCCUUCGGAUCUUCCCUGAUGAUAAAAAUGAAGGCGUUGGUUCAUCAGAAGAGGAUCAAGAGAAUAGUGGUGGAGAAACAGAUCAACUUCCAGAGAUUGAUCCUCGAGCAGAAGACCGUGAAUUGAAAAACCACUUGCUGAAGAAAUAUAGUGGUUACUUAAGUAGUCUCAAGCAAGAACUUUCCAAGAAGAAAAAGAAAGGAAAAUUGCCUAAAGAGGCUAGACAAAAGCUACUUAAUUGGUGGGAGUUGCAUUACAAAUGGCCAUAUCCUUCGGAAUCAGAGAAGGUAGCAUUGGCUGAGUCAACAGGUUUGGACCAGAAGCAAAUAAAUAACUGGUUCAUAAAUCAAAGGAAGAGGCACUGGAAACCAUCAGAAGACAUGCAGUUUAUGGUGAUGGAUGGACUGCAUCCACAGAGUGCAGCUCUUUAUAUGGAUGGUCAUUACAUGGCUGAUGGUCCCUACCGUUUAGGGCCAUGAUUAUGAUAUAUGAAGCGUUGACACUGGCACAUCGACACCAAUGUCGGCGUGGUGGUCGGACUUAUCUUCAAUAUUAUGACCACUUUAUAUAUUAUAUUAUAUUAUAUUAUAUUAUAUAUAGUUUAAGUGGAAGGUGAAACAAUCAAAGACUGUUUAAACUGUAUCAGUCAGCAUUAUAUUUAUAUAUAGUUCUAGUUUCAAAGUAUUAUGACAAGCAUAACAUGAAACUUGGUUAUGCUUGUGCAGUGUGAAUGUUUCAGUUUUUCCCAUAUUAAUUGUUUUCUUUGUCAGUGUCUGUUGCUUCUAUUUUCCAUGUAAUUACGUACUACAAUCUGGUAGUGACAACUCAUUAUAUGUUGCACUUUGUUGGAUUUUAAAUGUCUCAUGUUUGUGGUUGCAAUGCAGAUUUUGUCUGAUUAUUA